AUGGCAGACCCUACAAAUACGCCGUCUGAUGGUGAUCCUCCGCAGCAUAGAAAGACGGGUGUUGCAGCAGCUGCUAAAAACAUUGCUAUGCCUAAUGUGGAUGAUGAUGACUUUGAGCCACCUAAAAAGAAGUGCAAUAUCUCAAUGGAUGCCCCAAAUAAGACGCAGAAGCUAGACCCCAGGGACAUGACUCUUCGUAUUGGUCCAGACAAAGAACUCAAAAUCACCAAGCAGACUGUCCAUCAGAUAUUGGGUCUUCCAAAUUUGGGUGGUGGAAAGCCACUUAAUGUUAAUGAAGCGAACGCUGCGGCAACACUUCGGGCCUCAUUGAAUAUUAGCAAGGAUGAGUUUGUUAUUUCAAAGCUCCAAGACAGAUUGAGGCUAGGCCAGGAUGAUGAUCUUUCUAUCAGAUGUUUUUUUCUCAUUCUCUUCAACCGGCUGCUAUUCCCAACAACUAGCUGGUCUAUUUCUUUCAAUGAGGUUGUACUUACAGAAGAAAUGGAGCGAUUCCCUCAAAUUGAUUGGUGCCAUCUAAUUUUUAGUGACUUAUGUGAGGCUGCCCAGAGAUGGCACAACAGGAGCAUUAACAAUGUGUCGGCGACGAUAUAUGGCUGUUCCAUCAUUGUUCUUCUGUAUUAUUUGGAUCAUUUGCAUCAUGUUGCUGCUCCAAACAACAAAAAUGGCACUCCACGCAUAAAGUAUUUUAAUAAGAAUAUUAUAAGGGCGUUGUCAAUGGCCGAUAAGCGGAAGCCUCGCCAGGGUGGUGAACCAUUUGGUGUUUGCUCUUUUCGUAGCAGCAGUGAGACAUGUUACGUCUCAAAAUCGCCAACUACUUGCCAGAUUGAGGUUAGGUCAUAUACCCACUAUGAUCUUUGUUUGUCUGUUGCUUUACCAUACUUAUCAUAUCAUUAUUAUCUUUUUUUACUUACCAAAUCAACAUGA
Zea mays is the source of this 942-nucleotide messenger RNA. RefSeq lists its product as uncharacterized. The record is from RefSeq and is a predicted model, not a curated record. The coding region runs from base 1 to 942 and encodes 313 amino acids. Lineage: Eukaryota; Viridiplantae; Streptophyta; Magnoliopsida; Poales; Poaceae. The transcript is spliced from 4 exons.